CGCGCGCGCAGCCAAGAAUCGCUCCAAACCAGUCGCCGCCCGACCGCCGCCACGAACGGACGUAUGGAUUUAGUGAAGUGCAGUGAAAUGUCAGUGUAGUGUCGAUAAAUUACAGUGUUUUAUAUUAAACUAUCAAAAUGCAAGGCCGGGAUAAAUUAUGCGCGAAGCUCACCAGCGCGUUUCUAAGGAAGUGGUGGUUUGUGCUGGCCACCGCGGUGAUCCUGCUGCUACUGGGCAUCAUCUGCGCGAUAUUCUUCGGCACGUGGGUCCGGCUGUUUAUUGACCAUGAGCUGGUGCUUCGCCCCGGCUCGAUGACGUUCGAGUGGUGGGCGCGGCCGCCGGUGCGGCCCUUCGUGCGGGUCUACGUGUACAACGUGACCAACGCCGACGAGUUCCUCAACAACGGCUCCAAGCCCGUGCUGGACGAGCUCGGACCUUAUGUCUACUCGGAAGAGUGGGAGAAGGUUAACAUAACCGACAACGAGAACGGGACCCUCUCGUUCCACUACCGGAGGACGUACACCUUCCAGCCUGAACUCAGCGCGGGGCCUGAUGACGAUGCUGUGGUCGUGCCUAACAUUCCCAUGCUGAGCGCCACCUCCCAAUCCAAGCACGCGGCGCGGUUCCUCCGCCUGGCCAUGGCUUCCAUCAUGGACAUCCUCAAGAUCAAACCAUUCGUGGAGGUGUCAGUCGGUCAACUACUCUGGGGGUACGAGGAUCCUCUCCUGAAGCUUGCCAAAGAUGUGGUGCCGAAGGAACAGAAACUGCCGUACGAGGAGUUUGGACUGUUCUAUGGGAAAAACGGCACCUCCUCAGACGUGGUCACGAUGUUCACUGGCGCCGAAAGCAUGAACCGCUACGGUAUCUUUGAGAAGUACAACACGCGGGACCGUCUCCAGCACUGGACUACUGACCAAUGCAACAGCAUCGCCGGGUCAGAUGGGUCGAUAUUCCCGCCGCAUAUCACCAGGAAUGAUACGCUGAACGUGUAUGACAAGGAUCUGUGCAGGCUGCUGCCUCUCAAGUGA
Molecule: messenger RNA, 1028 nt
Organism: Ostrinia furnacalis (Asian corn borer)
Lineage: Eukaryota; Metazoa; Arthropoda; Insecta; Lepidoptera; Crambidae
Gene: emp
Product: epithelial membrane protein
Exons: 6
Coding region: 138-1028 (296 amino acids)
Cellular component (GO): membrane; cytoplasm
Molecular function (GO): scavenger receptor activity
Source: RefSeq, a predicted model, not a curated record